Sinocyclocheilus rhinocerous is the source of this 747-nucleotide messenger RNA. Its product is annotated as maturin-like. Gene Ontology annotation, biological process: regulation of signaling; positive regulation of megakaryocyte differentiation. NCBI's taxonomy places the organism in Eukaryota, Metazoa, Chordata, Actinopteri, Cypriniformes, Cyprinidae. The annotation marks the transcript as partial. The record is from RefSeq and is a predicted model, not a curated record. The transcript has 2 exons. Gene Ontology annotation, cellular component: cytoplasm.
UUUCAGCAUGUAUGGAGUGAGAGCGAGGACUGUCUACCAUUCCUGCAGCUCGCGCAGGACUACAUCUCCUCCUGCGGGAAGAAAACACUGCUGGAGGUACUGGACAAAGUCUUCAGAUCCUUCAGGCCUCUCCUGGGUCUUCCAGACAUUGACGAUGAAACAUUCGAUCAAUAUCACGCAGACGUGGAGGAGGAACCAGAGCCAGACCACCAGCAGAUGGGUGUGAGCCAGCAAUAAUGCCCAGCAGAGAGGCUCCGCGCUGGGCCACAGUCUCUGCAUCGAGCCCUGCUCUCCUAACCUAACUCACCUGGCUCUUCUUCUUACAUACACAAACACACACCGCACCAUUACACCAUUUAAAAUCUGGACAGCUUUUCCUGCACCCUGAUUUGAACUCAAAUGAUCAUUAUUUUGGUUUAUAUUAUUUCUCAUUAACUUCUCAUCACAUUCAAGCAGACACAAAACAAAUAUCUCAUUCCCAGCCUUUAUAAUUUUUUUUUUAUAUAACCUGUCAUGUGACUGGAGGUAGUAAAUAAGAAACUUAUGUUCAGAAUGGUAUGCUAGUGUACUGUAUAUUGCUGCACUGUCGUCACAUGAUCUCAUUACUUUGCAUGUUUAAUUCAGUGUCAUGCAAAAUAAGGAUGUUUUGCAUUUCGCAUCCAAUUUUGUGGUAAAAACAUUUGAAUUCUUGACAGUGUGAUCAAAUUUUAAAAAUCGCAGUCGGUAUCACGUCCUAUUCAUUCAUCA